AUGCUACCCCUCCCUCUCGUAGCUCCUCGCGAUUCGCACGAGCUAUGGCUAGGAUCCCCCAACUCCUACCGCUCCUCCUUCGCCAACAGCAAUAACCAUCACCACAACCCCGACACCUCACGCCGCCAACCUCACCACCACCAUGCUGCCCCCCCACUCGCACAGCGCGCCUUGCGUCUCCGUAAAGAGAAUAUUGCAUCCUUCGGCUGCGCUUGGAUCAAACCCGCCGGUUGUCCCAAGACCAUGCUGGGCAUGCGCGAGGAAGAGGCAGAGAGGGAAGAGGGGCUUGCAGCGGUAGCACAAGAAAUGAAUGCUGCUGCUGCGGCAGCCGCCGCAGCCGCCGCAGCAGGUGGUAUGGAUGCGUUCGGCGAUCCUUCUCAAGUAGCUAUGGGCCAGAUGGACGGUGGCGGUGAUGGGAUUGGUGCGGAUGAGCUGGAGCGAGAUUUGGAUGAUGAUAUCCCCGAGGCAGAGGGCGAUGAUGCGGAGGGCCUGGUGGAGGAGGGGGAGGAAGGGUAUGAGGAUGAUGAGGAUGUCGAGGGAGAGCUGAUGGAGCGGAAUCUCGACGAUGAUAUACCCGAUGGAUUCUCAGAUGGGGAUGACGAUGAGGAGGAGGACGAGGAAGAUUUCGACAACCAGCCGGAUCUAGAUGACGAUAUCCCCGUAGCUCCGAGUGAGGUUGGCUAUGGAAGUGUUAUGGUUCGGAACCUGGACGAUGAUGUCCCGGAAGCUGAGGAUGAGGAAAUGGGGAAUGAAGAUGAAGGCGAAUGGCAGCAUACCGACUCGGAAGCGGAAGAUGAUGAGGAGGAUGAUAACCACUUCCGCGGAACAGCGUCGGGGCCGAUUUCUGCGCGUCGGGCGGUCCCUUCACAGCUUUCGCUGCCCCGGCCACCGACUAGGGCGCGAGAGACAGAGGCUCAGAGGCGGUUCUUGCAGCGGUGGAGCGGUGGUGGGACAGACGGGUUUGACUCGAGUAUGGUUAUGGAUGAGGAUGACCUGCGCGCUUCGAUUACCAGUCAAGACAGUGUUCGGCGGCACAGCAGAUUCGCCCGGUUUAGUAGGCGGGGUGGUCCAAGAGACAGUCUUGAUUAG
Talaromyces proteolyticus is the source of this 1089-nucleotide messenger RNA. Its product is annotated as Apc15p protein-domain-containing protein. The transcript has 5 exons. Lineage: Eukaryota; Fungi; Ascomycota; Eurotiomycetes; Eurotiales; Trichocomaceae. Gene Ontology annotation, biological process: anaphase-promoting complex-dependent catabolic process. Gene Ontology annotation, cellular component: anaphase-promoting complex. The record is from RefSeq and is a predicted model, not a curated record. The coding region runs from base 1 to 1089 and encodes 362 amino acids.